Molecule: messenger RNA, 888 nt
Organism: Insectozyma verbasci
Lineage: Eukaryota; Fungi; Ascomycota; Pichiomycetes; Serinales; Debaryomycetaceae
Source: the annotation of a GenBank genome assembly
AUGUCUGACGAAGAUAGUAUAAUUGAUUUUAAUAUCAUUCCACCUUCUAAUUUAUUAUUAGAUCCAAAUCCAAACACAACAAAUUCGAUUACAAAUGAAUUAUUCAAAGUUACAAACAAUUUAAGAAAACAGCAAAAAAAACCACAACAAUUCAAGCACAAGAGUAGGAGAUUAAAUAAUGAUAAAGUUUGGAAAAUAGUUAAAGAAUUAAAACAAAAAGAUUUAGAGGAUUCAAAUUAUGAAUUGGAUGAUGUUUUGAGAACAAGAGUUUUCAAAGGUAGAUUUAAAAAUAAUCAAUCCUCAGAACUAACUAGAAGAGAUUUAGAUAAUUAUUUUAAUAAUAAUAAAGAGAAUGAUAAUAUAAUAGAUAAAAAUAAGGAUCUCGGCAGUAAUAAAAGGAGGAAGAAGAAUCCAACAUCAAAUUCAAAAUCAAAUUUAUCAUCACAAGUUUUAAAACCUUUAAAUAAUAAUACUCCAAUACCAUCUCCAAAAAAGAAAUUUGAAUCAAAAUCUCAAUUACAGUCAUUAUUACAAUCUCCAAAUAGAAUUCAUCAACCAAAUUCAAAUUCAAAACCUUUAAAAUCAUCAUUUUUAAAACGAGAGUCAAAUUUUUAUUUAAUUGAGAGUUCAACUGGUCUAAUUAAUGAUGCUACUAAAUAUGGUACUGAAUUAAAUGGUUCAAACGGUGAAGAAUUUCCAUUUCCAGAACAUGAAAAUGAAGUAGUUCAAAUCCCAACAAAUGAUGAGGCAUCAAAAUUGGCAAUAAUUAGAAUGUUUAAAACUAAACAACAAUCAAAAGAAGAAGAAGAAGAAGAAACAAGUACUCCAUUACCAUCACAAGAAAAGAGGAAGAAAAGUGUAAAAUGGUCAAAUCAAUUAGAGCAGUAA